Messenger RNA from Iphiclides podalirius (scarce swallowtail), 876 nucleotides. The record is from the annotation of a GenBank genome assembly. NCBI's taxonomy places the organism in Eukaryota, Metazoa, Arthropoda, Insecta, Lepidoptera, Papilionidae.
AUGCGACCUCGGCGCUAUCCGAAAUCGCUGAGUCCAAUGUCAGAACGCGCAAGGUCGCCUCUCACGCUGCCCGCCUCCGCGGUGCGGGCGGAUCUCCGAUGGGCGCGAUUAGCGACGUUCGCCUUCGCUCGAUCGCCUACGAACUGGUUUGAAGACCUCUACCGCCGUAGUGUGACUCACGCUCACCUAAACGACCUUACCGGUGAACGAUUUGUACGGUGUGUUAAAUUCAAGCAGGCAUUGCCGUGUGCCGCUCCGAAAGGGCGGCCGCGACAAACCUGUGGUGCGUGUACCGUUGCCUCCGUGGACGCCGUUUUGAAGGUCUCCGCUGUCGCUAGACGAAACCGCGCGGGGCAGCAUGGCGCCCGGCUCUGCGGUGGGCCACCCCAGUCACAGCAACUCCCAUCGGUCGCUCCCUUGGCGGGCGCAAUGGUACCGCGGCCGAUCCCGCACUAUGCACACCCGACCGCGUUCGGCCGUAGGGUCAGCCGGCCGUGUCGAAGCACGCACUCGCCAGCAAUUGUUACCGCUCCCCGCUGCGACACAGUCACUACACACGGGCGUGAAUACGAAACUUUCAAUGUUUCCAAAACAACGGUACGCUUUGACAGCUCUAAUCCAACGCGUGACGUGACGUCUGCACUCCUCGACUACCUUCAACGUACUGACCGGAGGCAGCUGUGCGCGACGGACAAAAAAGAGAUAGAACUAUACCACGGCGUAUUGGUUCUUCAAACUUUGUGGAAAUUCGAGACCCGCAGCCGGGGUGGAGUUAAUGGGUGCGAGAAGGACAGCAGAGGCGAGUACGAGAGCUGGCGAAAUUGUCCGACCGUAGACCGAACGCCAAGGCCGACUCGCGUCACGUUUAGUGGGGAC